AUGGGUUGGAAGGUUUUUUGGCUGUUACUGUUGUGGAUUCCAACGUUGGUCGUCGGGAUUGCCUAUCGUUGUGACGGCAACCGAGUUCUAAUUGUACAAAGUUUUGGUAACAAUACUAUUAGAAUGCAUUGCCAAAAGCUGAAUAUAUGUGGGAAGACCAACUUGAAGUGUAAAUAUGAAGAAGAUCAAUCUCACUGUGGUGGGCAAAACAAUUUUGUUGCUCACGUUGAACAGAACUCUCCCACUGGGCGCGUGGUUCACAAAUGUUGCCAAGUGGAAAAUAAAGACAACGAGUCGACGCCAAGCCAUUACGGAAACGAAUGUUUCGUCUAUGAACUUCCAGACGGUGCAGCGAAAGCUGACUAUAGCACUGAUCCGGAUGUUGCUGAGGCUGCAAUUAGGGAAGUAUCUGAGUUGAACACAAUAUUGAAAGAAUAUUCGAACUAUGAUGGUUAUCGACUAAGAUUGUUCAUGCUUCGGUCAAAGUCCAAAUCGAAACUGCUUGUCAAAGGGAUAGAGAGAAAAGACGAUGGAUACAGAGUAACUAUUUGUCAGCCGCGAUGCGGCCGCGGUUUACACCAGCCAUAUUUCCGAAAUGAGAAACGGAACUUUUUGGGUAAGCGAAGGAAAGGUUCACUUGGUUCUGACUGGAUUGUAGCUGCUUGGUCAGCUUGGGCAUCUAGCAAAUGGAGUCAGUGGUCCCAGGCAGCUUGGAACGGUGCUGGUGCAGAUGCUGAUUUGCGAAUUAGAGGCAGGGUUAUCACACCUAAAGAAAAGACAUUGGAGAACUUGGCAUUUGUUUCCUACAAACCCAAAAUUACAGGAUUAGAGAAGUCGGAAAUGAUUAAGAGUAGAGUUAAAGAAAAUAAUAAGUUUAAAAAUAUCACAAUUAUAAAUACAACGGAGAUUCAUCAAAGCGGAGUAGACAAAAAGAAAGAAACUAAAGCGGGAAUUAGUGAGACUGGAACUGACCGAGGUGGUGACGGUGGAAGAGGAAACAAGAAUGGAGGGUCUAAAAGCGGUAAAGAAGCGGGAUAUGGUAAGGAGGAAACAGGAAGCUUAAAGAGUUUACUUGGCAAUGGUUUGAGUGAAAGGCAGGGAAGUCAGAGCGGAACUGAUGGAAAAAAAGCAGAAAAAGACUCGAAUGGAAGCGAUAGAAACGGCGCUGUAACGGAAUCAUCAAACGGAAAUGGUAUUAUCGAUGAUUCAGAAGGGAAAAAAGCAAAGGGAUCAAAUGGAGGUGGAAGCGGCACUGAGAAUCAGACGAGUCAAAAGACAAAUGGCGAUAGCGAUGGUAGUAAAAAAAAAGAGGGUCAAAACGAAAACGUUUUGAAAAAUGCAGUUAUAGAAGAUAAUAGCAUAUCUGGAUCUAAAGGAAAAAUUACGAACGCGAAAUCAGAUGGUAACAGUGGGGAAAAAAAAGGUACACUCAGUCCAACGUCUGGUGAGAAGAAUUCAAAAGAGGGAGAUGAAAAUGGUUCUAACGAGAAAGGUUUGAGUAGUAAAGCCGCAGGUGGUUCUGGCGAAAAAGGUUCUGAAGAAGGAGACAGGAGUAAUGGUAGCUCUGGUGGAAGAAGCAGCAGUAGUGGUAUAAAUGGUAAAAAAGGUGACACUAGCGGAAAACCCAAUGACCAAAGCGAAAGCAGUUCAAGUACGGGUGGCACUAAAGGUGUAAAUGGAAAAAUGAAUGGUUCUAAUGAGAAUAAUUUGAAUAAAGGAAAUGAAAAUGAAUUUGGCAUGAUGAACCCUAAUGACGGAAUGACAGUCAGAGGUAAACCGCAAGAAAAGGACGGAGAUCAUAUCAGCACAGUGACUUCAAACAAGGAGAGAAAUGGAAACCAAAAUAGCGGGUUAGGAGGCGGUGAUGAUAAAGGUGACGAGCCGGAAUAUUUCAAUAAAGAUUCGAAAAUAACCGGCAGUGAGACAUCUUCUGGCAGUAAUACUAAGAAGCCUCCAACAAACGACGCGAAAGCCGAGAUGAUAAAAUCUGCUGCAGCUUCUAAGAAUGGAAUUUCUAAUGCAAGUGUAAACGGAAAUAGCGGGGGACAGAACGGCAGAGCUGAUAGUUCUUCAAAGAACACAACUAACCUCAAGGGAGGAGCGACAGCAGCACCAAACGCUAUUGUAAUGACCGUAACGAAUGGGCACACAGUGGUUAAUACAUCCGGCAAUACUUCCAAUUCAAGCGGCCGGCAGACUGCUGUAUCAAAUAUCACAUCCGCCACGUCAAGUGGCACCAGUGGAGCUGCAACAAGACAAAGUGUAGGGGCUCAAACAGCAAAUCAAAAUAGAGCAUCCCAAACUGUAAGUGCAAGAGCAGGCCGGCUACGUGCAGGAGGACGCGCAGGAACCAAUUGCUUCACCGGUGACAGCAAGGUUAGAACACCGAACGGCGAUGUACAAAUGAGUGAUCUUAGAGUUGGAGAUUUGGUGCUAGUGCCAGCUAGUGGAAACCUUUUGAAAUAUGAAAGGGUAGAAAUGUUCUAUCAUCGCGAACCUGAAACAAGAGCCAAAUUUGUUGUAAUCACAACAGAAUCCGGCAAGACACUGAGUUUGACCGAACUUCAUCUACUACCGGUUGGUGACUGUAAUGUUAUCGGUUCUAAUCUGGAUGAUAUGGAAAACAUCGAAGACUUAAUGCGUGCAUCUGUAUUUGCAUAUCGCGCUCGAAAAAACGACUGUGUUCUUACAGUGACUAAGAAUGGCAUUCUAAAAACCGAAAGAAUUGUGAAGAUUGGGAGAAAAUAUAGCAAAGGUAUUUAUGCACCAAUAACAGUGGAAGGAUCAAUUGUAACCGACGGUAUUCUUGCAUCAUGUUUUUCGCAUUUGGAAAGUCAUCUGAUGCAAAAGUUGGCGCAUGAUUUUUAUAUUGUCAUCUAUCAGUGGUUCGGCUCAGUGAUGAAUUCAAUACACGACCCAAUUCAGCAUUUACCGGUUUACAUCGAAUCGUUACAUCAGUUAAGCAAAUAUGUACUGCCAUUUGCCAAAUACUGA
This is a messenger RNA of Enterobius vermicularis (human pinworm), 2994 nucleotides long. Lineage: Eukaryota; Metazoa; Nematoda; Chromadorea; Rhabditida; Oxyuridae. The record is from the annotation of a GenBank genome assembly.